Messenger RNA from Pyrus x bretschneideri (Chinese white pear), 2580 nucleotides. Its product is annotated as MAR-binding filament-like protein 1-1. Gene Ontology annotation, biological process: mitotic chromosome condensation. The record is from RefSeq and is a predicted model, not a curated record. NCBI's taxonomy places the organism in Eukaryota, Viridiplantae, Streptophyta, Magnoliopsida, Rosales, Rosaceae. Bases 107 to 2272 code for a protein of 721 amino acids. Gene Ontology annotation, cellular component: condensed chromosome; condensin complex; chromatin. Gene Ontology annotation, molecular function: chromatin binding. The transcript has 4 exons.
UGAAAUAAAAAAGAGCAAAAGCUCUGCCUCUGAGUGCUCAACAUUCUAUCCCUUUAAUCCAACCAGGCCAGAGGCAAACAAAUCAAUCAAUCAAGAAACAAAAGCAAUGGGCUUUCUGAUGGGGAGCUCUUGCUUUUUGCACUCUCCCCUCUCCCUCUCUCCUUUCCCCUCUUCUUCUUGUUCUUCCUCUCACCCCAUUUUCCUGUGUUCCACCUCUAGGAGUGCAGAGACAAGGAGGAGGACGGUGGUACCAAUGGCGUCCCUGCGCCACGAGGACUCGAACGACGGCGUGUGUAGCAUGAGGAGGGCUAUUCUGUUUGUGGGUAUUUCAGUUCUUCCACUCUUGCAGCUCAGGGCCACUGCUCUUGAAGGCUUGGCCACUAAAGAAAGUGAGCUAAAGACACCAGACGGGAGUAAAAACACAGAGGAAGCACCUCAAACAAAUGCAGCACCAAUUCCCGUUUUGUCUCUCCUGAAUGGCAUUGGUAUUUUCAGUUCUGGUGUCCUUGGUGCGCUCUAUGCAUUGACUCAGUCAGAAAAGAAAGCCACUGAUGCCAAAGUCGAAUCUAUGAAGACCAAGCUGAACGAAAAGGAAGCUGCUAUUGUUUCAUUGGGGAAGAGCUAUGAAUCAAAGUUACUAGGUGAACAGGAAGAACGGAGCAAGCAACUCGCAAAGGCAAAGGAAGAGCAGAACUCUCUAAGAAGCCAACUGAGUUUGGCAAAAAGUACAAUUGCAAGCUUAGGAAAGGAGUUAAAUGGUGAAAAGAAGUUGCUUGAGGGGCUAAAAAUUCAAAUUGACAGUCUUAAAACCAACCUUUCCAAGGCCGGAGAAGAAAAGGUAUUACUUGAAGAAAAUUUGAAGGAAAAGCAAAACUCAAUUGAAGUCUUACAGGGAAGGAUUGAUUUGCUCAAUUCAGAAAUCAAGGAUAAAGAAAAUAAUGUCCGAAGUCUUGGCUCUUCUCUAGCCGAAAAAGAUUUGGAGUUGAGGGACUUGAAAGCUACCUACAAUCAAAGGAUGGAUGAACUAACGAAUGCACUUUCAGAUAGUCAAAUGUUGAAAGAUGAACUCCUGAAAAAUCAAAAGGAAUUAGAAUUGAAGAAUUCCUCACUCGAUGAACUGAAUGCAACAGUUAGUUCUUUAACUUCUGAAUUAGAUGAUUCGAAGAGGGAGUUUGAUGCUAUUCAGGAGGAAUACAAUAAUCUGAAAACAUCCUCCUGUAGAAAGGCAGAUUUGGAUGCUAAGCUUUUGGGAGAAAAGGAAGAGAAAUUUCAGCAGCUAAAGGAAAAGCUUGAACUUGCUCUGAAUGACACAAGUAGAAACAAAAAAGUAAUUGUUGAUUUGACCCGAGAGAAGGAAAACUUGAAGGAACUUCUGGAUAGAGAACUGGAAAUUGAAACGAAUUUGAAACAUGAACUCCAAAGCACUCAGGAAGCUCUUGCAAAAUCAAGAAGUGAAGCUUCCAAUCUGGAAAAUCAAUUAAAACAGUCAAAAACUUUGUACACGGAACUUGAAGCUGAGAUCUCUAGGGUUCGGACCGAGUUUACUGGAGUUAGGGAAUCGCUGCAGAGGACCCUUGAUGAGGUGACGUUAAGUGGUGAUGCGGUUGCUGGUGAGCUUUCUGCAGCAAAAGAACUUCUGAAGAAUACAAAUGAGGAGCUGCAAGUUCUGUCCCAUGAACUAACAGUUGUUGCUGAAAAACGUGAUAGUCUGCAGGAGGAAUUGGUUGAUGUCUACAAAAAAGCUGAAAGAGCUUCAAGUGAUCUAAAAGAAGAAAAGGAGCUAGUUUCUUCUUUGAAAAAAGAAGUUAAAGCUUUGGAGAAACAGAUUUUGAAGGAUAAGGAGUCUCGGAAAUCUCUUGAAACAGACCUGGAAGAGGCUACCAAAGCACUGGAUGAGAUGAACCGAAAUGCAAUGGUGCUUUCCCAAGAUUUAGAGAGGGCUAAUUCUCUAAUUUCUAGCCUUGAAGAUGAGAAAGAGGUGGUUUACAAUUCCCUAACAGAGCAUAAGAUUGCGUCCAAAGAGGCCCGAGAAAACAUGGAAGAUGUCCAUAAUCUUGUCAUGAGACUAGGCGAGGAAAGGGAGGGUCUGGAGAAGAGAAGCAAAAAAUUGGAAGAGGAAUUGGCAUCUGCCAAGGGUGAAAUAUUGCGGCUACGAAGUCAAAUGAAUUUGUCAAAAGAUCUUGUAAAUAAUCAGCAACCACCGGAAGAGGCUGAAGAGCCUGUCACUGUUACUCCAAGACGUGGUGGUAGGAGGAAAAAGGCUGCCGAGUGAAGAUAGUGAACUGUUUUAAUUGCGGUAAUCUUCUUUUCCCGAUAAUUUUGAAUCUUCCUGUACCAUCAUCCUUUGAAGCCAGUUGUUCUUUGGCUCUCUUCCUCUUGGACUUCAAAAAUUUUCCCCGAUAUCAAAUGCAUUAUACAAGUAGGACGCUGAGGGAGUAGUGAAGUUGAUUUGUAUGUAACACAGAUCUUGAGUCUGAAUGUGUUUCCUUGUACACACAUGUUCAGUGUAUAGUAUCGAUCGUGGAGUUGAGUGGAUUUAUAGAAGAUUCAAUAUUCAAUAUGUUCUUACAAGUUUCUGCA